AUGUUGCUAUUCUGCCCUCAUUGCGCCAACAUUCUAACCGUCUCCCGCACGAACCAAGGCACGAACCGACUCGAAUGCCGAACAUGCCCGUUCGAGCAUAGCAUCACCGACCCUGUCUUCUCCCGUCGCGCGUACGAGCGCAAGGAGCGGGAAGACGUCUUUGGCGGGCCCGGCGCCUGGGAUAACGCUCAGAAGGCCAAGGUUGCAUGUUCCAGCGAGAGCUGCAACGGCGACGAGGCAGCCUUUUACCAGGUGCAGAUCCGAUCUGCCGAUGAACCGAUGACGAGCUUCUUCAAGUGCAUGACCUGCGGCACCAGAUGGCGAGAAAACUAA
Clonostachys solani is the source of this 333-nucleotide messenger RNA. Lineage: Eukaryota; Fungi; Ascomycota; Sordariomycetes; Hypocreales; Bionectriaceae. The record is from the annotation of a GenBank genome assembly.